UCCCCCGCCCAGCGCAGAGCGGGCGCCGGAGGCGAGGGCCGCCGCGGGAGCAGCAGGCGCUGGCGUCGGAUGCCUGCGUUACGCCAUCCCGGUGCUGCCGCGGCCUGGACUCCGCGGAGAACGCGGGCGAGGAGGCGGAGGGCGAUCAGAGGGCAGCAGCGGCCGCUGCUUUGUGUCCCAGCUCAAGCAGUAUGUUUCUGGCAGCAAUAGUGAAGAACUGGAAGACUGGUUGUUUAACAUACUAAAAUGAAGUAUUUACCAGUGGAGUAACUAAGGUGCUGACAAAUUUUGACUUCAUCCUCAUAAACAUGAGUGAAGUUCAGGCUAUGGUAGAAUUCUCCGUGGAGCUCCACAAAUUCUUCAAUGUGGAUUUGUUUCAAAGAGGCUUUUACCAGAUUCGUGCAUCUAUGAAAAUUCCUCCAAGAAUUCCACACAAAUUAGAAGCUAGCUUGUUACAUGCAACUGGUGCAGAUCUUGCCUUUCCUGCUUCAAUCCACGACAAUAUAGUUUGCAGUAAAACAUUUCAGAUUCUAUACAAAAAUGAGGAAGUUUCUGUGAACGAUGUGAUGAUUUUCAAAAUAAAAAUGCUUUUAGAUGAGAGGAAGAUUGAGGAGUCUCUUAAUGAAAUGAAUUUUCUGCUAACGUUAGAUCUACACUUCACGGAUACAGACUAUUCACCAGAUGACCUGAGCACACUGCAGCCAAUUAGUAGCCGAACUUUAAAGUUGCACUUUAACUUACACCGGGGCCUUCAUCAUUAUGUCAACGUUAUGUUUGAUUACUUCCACCUUUCUGUCAUAUCGGUUAUAGUCCACGCUUCUUUGGUUGCUUUGCAUCAGCCAUUGAUCAGUUUCCCUCGCCCGGUGAAGAAUACGUGGUUGAACAGGAAUGCACCAGCACAAAACAGGGACUCUGUGAUUCCUUCUCUUGAAAGUGUGGUCUUUGGCAAUAACUACACAAAACAGUUAUCAGCAGAUGGUUGCAGUUUUGUUGUUUCAGAGUCUUUCCUCAGCCAUGCCUAUAAUUUUCACUAUACGCUUUGUGCCAGUUUGCUGCUUGCUUUCAAAGGGUUACAUAGCUAUUUUAUUAUGAUAGCAAAGGAGCUCUCCUCUUCUCACCGAAUUGAAUUGGCCAAGGCCAGCAUGCAGGUCCUUUAUGAACGCCUUCUCAGAAGAAAAUAUCCACGCACCCAGAGAGACGCCUACCUAGAAAACAUAGAUGUAGAAGUUCGUCUUACAGAAUUGUGUGAAGAAGUAAAGAAAAUGGAAAAUCCUGAUGAACUGGCAGAACUGAUAAAUAUGAAUCUUGCUCAACUUUGUUCACUUCUAAUGGCUCUCUGGGGGCAAUUUCUGGAGGUCAUUACCUUACAAGAGGAGGUCACAGCAUUGCUAGCACAAGAACAUCACACAUUAAGGGUGCGCAGAUUUGCAGAAGCAUUCUUUUGUCUUGAACAUCCCAGGCAAGCUGCCCUUGCCUAUCAAGAACUGCAUGCUCAAAGUCAUCUACAGAUGUGUGCAGCUAUCAAAAACACUUCUUUCUGCAGUUCUCUUCCACCCCUCCCUAUUGAAUGCAGUGAACUAGAUGGAGAUAUGAACUCCUUGCCCAUAAUCUUUGAAGAUCGAUAUUUAGAUUCAAUUACUGAAGAUCUGGAUGUACCCUGGCUGGUAGUUCAGAGUCUUCCAAGGUCAGAGUCCAGUAAAGUGGAUAAAUUUGAAGCUGAAGAAAGUUUUGUAGCGGGUUUUACCAGCCCAGAACUGAAAAUAAGGCCUGCAGGUGCCUCCAACCUUUGGCAUUCAGAGAGUGAAAAGACGCUAAUAAAAACUUUGAAAGGGAAAAAUGAAGAUGCAAAUAAAUCCAAAGUUAAGGUAACUAAGCUCAUGAAAACAAUGAAACCUGAAAAUGCAAAAAAAGUUGUGAAACAGAACUCUAAGGACUCUGUAGUCUUAGUAGGCUACAAAUGUUUGAAAAGUGCAGCACUGGAAGAUGCCUCUAGAAGCUCAGAAGGCAGGCCUUCAUAUGCUGCUAAUGAAGGGCUGGACCCUAAAUUAGGUGGAUUUCCUUGUGAUACAAAGACCUGCACCAGGCAAGUAAGUCAAAGAGAACUUCCAAUUCUGCCAUCUGGAACUGAGGAAAAGACUGCCAAGAUUGAAGGUGGCCAGCCAGGUCCGGGUAGCCCUGUGCACUGUGAAGAUGUGGGGUUUUUUGGUAGACUUACUAUCUCCCAGACAGAUGCUGGAACUUUACAAGCAGAUAGUGCUCUACAGCCCAGAGAUACACUUGGAGGUUGUCAUGGAGCCCAACCAGCUUCCUCAGGAGUCAGGACUAUUGAGGUCAAACCAAGUGAUAAGAAUCUCUGUCAAGGGGAGAGAGUAACUCUUCACAUUGGAUCCUGGGCUGAUUUUCCGCUAGAUGGAGUACAAGGAGAGAAUUUGAAGGCACCCAGUAUUCAGACUUCAGAAUCCAGAAAUAAAUUGAAUUCAGGAGAGCAGGAACCAGUGCUUGAAAAGGAAGAUGUCCAAGAAGGAAACUUCCAACAUACCAAUGACAGCUUGACAAAAAUGAAAAAUAAUCAGCCUACUCUUUCUACAAAAGAAAGUCAGCUUUCUACAAGUGGAGAUGUGACUAAAUUACCAGAUGUUAGUGUGACAUAUGCCUCUUCUAGGUUUUCAGAUUCAGGUGUAGAAAGUGAACCAAGUUCUUUUGCAACUCACCCCAACCCUGAUCAGGUUUUUGAAAAUGUUCAAGGGCAAAGUCCAUACAAUGGUGAAAAAGCAUUUCCUCAGCUUUUACUAAAGCCAGACUGUGCUAUAAAAAAUGCAAUAGAAAGCCAUUGCACUGAGAGUACCAGCGCUGUAAGUGAAAUACAGUCAUCCUUGACAUCCAUAAAUUCUCUGCCUUCAGAUGAUGAUGAACUGUCACCUGAUGAGAAUUCAAAGAUAUCUGUUGUACCUGAAUGCCAGUUAAGUGACAGUAAAACGGUAUUGGAUCUUGGAGCAAUUGAUUUCCCAAAAUGUGAUGACAGUAAAAAAUCAAACAUCAGUUUGCAGCAACAGUGUGUUGUAUUUUCAGGGCACUCGGAUAACAAAACUCAGUCUGUACAUUCCUUGCUCUCAGGAACAAAAAAUCUUGUACCCCCAGUUGUUUCAGAUGAGGAUACACCUACUGAUGUGAAAAGUCACAGCCCACAGUCACACCUUGGCACAACUUGUCUGGACUCUCAUGACCUUGAAAGGCACCUUAACACUGGAGAAGAAACAGUUAAAUUGCAUUUGGAAGUUUCUUGUAUGGGUGAGCCAUCUGUUGUUUCAGGUUCUUCACCUGUAAAUGUGGUAUUCGAAGCUGAGAAAACAAACAAAGGAGAAUGUGACAAGCCUUUAGAUCUAAAGGAGACAACUGAAGAACUGUCAGUAGCCAAAACAGAAACUGGUACAGAUAAUCCUUCUCCAACCAGUAGUACUGACAUAGUAACUCAAGGACUUGUUGAAAACUAUUUUGGCUCUCGAAGCAGCACAGAUAUUUCAGAUAUUUGGCCUAUGGACAGCAGCAACCCUGUUAGCCCACAAAAGGAAGCAUAUGAAAAGCAAAUUAUUUGCUCUUCCCAACAAGAUGAGGAAGAAGAGGAAGAUCAAGAUCAAGAAAUGAUUGAAAACGGGUAUUAUGAAGAAACAGACUAUAGUAUAUUAGAUGGAGCUUCCAGUGCUGUCCAGGAUCAUGGCUCAGCAGGAGAAACAGCCCCAAGAUCCGAAAGGAUCGAUAGUGGGCAUCUGCGAGAUGGAAUGAGUGUGCCUCCUGUCUGCGCUCCUGGUUGUCUGUCUUUCCCCUCUUCUCUGAGAGACUCUCCUUGCAAUGUUAUCUGUUCUUCAAGGAAUAAAUCUGAUGCAAUCACACAACAGCCAGGCAGCACUUCCUAUAGCUCAGUUUCAUCUGUUUCCUGGUAUGAAAGCUCCCCCAAACCUCAAAUGUUAGCUUUUCUUCAGGCUAAGGAAGAAUUGAAGCAGCUGAAACUUCCUGGAUUUAUGUAUAGUGAUGUUUUCAAACUGGCUUCUUCAAUACCUUAUUUCAGUAUGGAAGAAGAUGACUGUUCAGAAGAAGGAAUACAUCUUAUAGUCUGCGUCCAUGGCCUAGAUGGUAACAGCGCAGAUCUAAGAUUAGUGAAGACUUACAUUGAGCUAGGGCUGCCUGGAGGGAGGAUAGAUUUUCUUAUGUCUGAAAGGAAUCAGAAUGAUACCUUUGCUGAUUUUGAUUCCAUGACAGAUCGCCUUUUAGAUGAAAUUAUCCAGUAUAUCCAAAUUUAUAAUCUAACCCUUUCAAAAAUCAGCUUUAUUGGACACUCACUGGGUAACUUAAUAAUCCGUUCAGUGCUGACAAGACCACGAUUUAAAUAUUACCUCAACAAACUUCAUACCUUCCUGUCUCUGUCUGGACCACAUCUUGGUACCCUCUACAAUAGCAGUGCUCUUGUUAAUACAGGAUUGUGGUUUAUGCAGAAGUGGAAGAAGUCUGGUUCUUUAUUGCAGUUGACAUGUCGAGACCAUUCAGAUCCACGACAAACAUUCUUAUACAAACUUAGUAAAAAAGCAGGUCUUCAUUACUUCAAAAACAUUGUGUUAGUGGGAUCUCUGCAGGAUCGUUAUGUUCCUUAUCACUCAGCUCGAAUCGAGAUGUGUAAAACAGCUUUAAAGGAUAAACAAUCAGGACCAAUUUAUGCAGAAAUGAUCCAGAACCUGCUUCUGCCAGUUCUUCAAAAUAAGGAGUGUAAUUUGGUUCGUUAUAACGUAAUUAAUGCAUUACCCAACACAGCAGAUUCGCUCAUAGGGAGAGCUGCACACAUUGCUGUUCUUGAUUCAGAAAUAUUUUUAGAAAAAUUCUUUCUUGUUGCUGCCCUAAAAUAUUUUCAGUAGAGAAAAGCAUUGUAAGAGACUUGGUUAUUACCUCAUUAACAGAUGAAUCGAAUGAUGUGUGGUGUUAAAGUAUAGCUGCAGCUGUAUUUUAAGAGAUAUUUAUACUUUUUAUAUGGAAGAUAAUUUAUAUCAUCCACACUUAGGGCUUUUUAACAUCAACUUUACUUUCUAGGUAAUGUGGCUGUGCAAUAUUUUUUUUUAUUUUGUUCUUUUUACUUUUCUAUUACUUUUUCUUAAUUUUGGUACCUAAUUAUUUGGAGAUUAAAGCACAGUGUGUACUUUUGGUUGGUUUAUUAUUGGCUCUUAGAAUACAGAAGUCAAUGUUACUUGACUACGUUUUACAAGAGGCUUCAGAUGCCAAAAUAAAUUGGAUUUUUAAAUU
Calypte anna (Anna's hummingbird) is the source of this 5283-nucleotide messenger RNA. It is a transcript of the gene FAM135A, whose product is annotated as family with sequence similarity 135 member A. NCBI's taxonomy places the organism in Eukaryota, Metazoa, Chordata, Aves, Apodiformes, Trochilidae. The transcript has 22 exons. The record is from RefSeq and is a predicted model, not a curated record. The coding region runs from base 309 to 4901 and encodes 1530 amino acids.